This is a messenger RNA of Macrosiphum euphorbiae (potato aphid), 1920 nucleotides long. The record is from the annotation of a GenBank genome assembly. Lineage: Eukaryota; Metazoa; Arthropoda; Insecta; Hemiptera; Aphididae.
AUGUCUGAUUCAGAAAUGAUUGACUGUGAAAAACUAAAAAACAAAAAAUGUAAACGUAUGUGUUCCUACAGACAAGAAUGGGAGCAAUCGUAUCCUUUUUUAAAAAGAGUUGAUACAAAUGUUCAUAAAGCUUUUUGCAACGUGUGUAUGAAAUCAUUUAUGAUAUCGCAUGGAGGUUUGAAUGACGUUAAACGGCAUAUUAGCGUUCCGGAACACCUACGGGGAGAAAGAGCUCGAAAGAAUACUCAAACUUUACAACAGUUUUUAAAGCGUGAUGUAUUGACAACAGUCGAGGAAAAAGUGAUUGCUGCAGAGUUGACAAAUGUUUACCAUAGCUUGAACCAUAACAUGUCGUAUAAUUCUAUUGACUGCGAUUCAAAGCUAAGUCCCGUGAUAUUUAAUGAUUCUCAAAUUGCAUCAAAAAUAUCGCUUGGUAGAACUAAGGCGUCAUGUUUAAUUUACAACGUUCUGGCUCCAGCAUCAAUCGAAGAAAUUGUGGAAAAACUGAGAUUAGGCGUGUUUUAUAGUAUUUCGACAGAUGCGUCAAAUCACGGACAUAUAAAAUUAUUUCCAAUUAUUGUCAGAUUUUACUCGCCAGAUAAUGGAAUUAGCACCUGCCUGCUUGAUUUUUAUGAGGACCCAGAUGAAAAAGCUAUCGAUAUUUAUAGUAAUAUAAAAAAUAGAAUUAAAGCGCUGGGCCUAGAUUUCACAAAUGUAUCUGCUUACUCAGCCGACAACGCCAAUGUUAAUUUUGGAAAAAAUAAUUCAGUUUACAAACUACUUUUUCAAGAUAAUGCCAACAUCUUGCCUGCAGGGUGUUCAGCACACAUGGUACACAAUGUCAUCCGUCAUGCUAUGGAAAAGUGUGAGUUUGACGUGGAAAAUUUGGUACUUAAAGUGUAUGGGCACUUAUCCUACCAUGCCCAAAGAGUACAAACUCUAAAAGAACAUUUUGCUGAUGCUGGAAUAGAAUACCAAAAUAUUAUAAGACACGUCAAAACGAGGUGGCUAUCAUUGCAUCCCGCUAUUGGAAAAAUUCUACCCGGAUUUCCAGCGUUGAAGUCUUAUUUUAUGUCUCUUGGAGAUAACUGUCCAGUGGCAUUAGGAAAAUAUUUUAAUGAAAACCACGCAAAAAAAACAGAAUGUUUUCUUGGAUUUCUAGAUAAUACUUUAAAAAUAUUUCAGAAUGUCAUCAUGUUUUUGGAAAAAGAUAAUGCUUUAUCUUGUGAAACUUUUAACAUCUCAACAGAUUUACGCUUAAAAAUAGAACAAAGAAUCAACGACAAAUUCUUUGGAUUUAUUUGUACAAAUUCCCUGACUAGUUUUUCAAUUGAUGAACAAGAAUCCAUAAAAAUUGUUUUGGUUACAUGGUACAAAAAUGCAUUGAAAUAUCUGGACGAUCACUUUAAUUUUUCGGAAGAUAAUAAUUUGGCUACAAUGCGAAUGUUUGCUUUGGAAAAUACAUUUAUCUACAAGGAUCUCUCUAUGUGUUGUGAAAAAUUAUCACUCACCAAACUCAUAGAUAUGGACGAACUUUAUAAUGAGUUUUGCAGUAUUAAAGAAACUCUGGAUAAAAUUAUUGAGGAGCGUAAGCAAACACAUUCGUCUAAUGAAAAAAAAACUAUUUAUGAAACUUGGCAUGAACUGUUUCGGCAUUUGAAUAUACCGAACUUAUUAAAGAUUUUCCAGUUUAUUGUGUCUAUUCCAUGUUCAAAUGCCGCUGCUGAGAGGGCAUUUUCACUUUGCGGAAACGCCUGGACUGAUUCAAGAAAUAGACUGAGUGUUGAACACGUAAAGGCAGAACUGCAAGUAAAAAUUAAUUUUCAGUACAAUUGCAAAGAUUUUUAUGACUAUGUUAUUAAAAAUAAAAAAUUGCUCAAAUGUGACAAAUCACAAGAAAAAGUACUCUUUCAAAAAUAA